AUGACAGCCCAGAAGCUUCUUCUUACAGGUGGAGCAGGCUACAUAGGCGGCACCGUCUUAGCUCAACUCUUGAAGUCAUCCUUUCCCGAAAUCAAAUCACUCUCGAUAAGCGCUCUGGUUCGCCAUCAGAGCCAGGCCGAUGUGCUGGCUAAGAAAGGUGUCAACUCGAUUCUCUUCAAGAAUCUGGAUGAGACGACCUUCCUCCAGCAGACGGCGGCUGAGCAUGACGUUGUUAUCCAUGUUGUAGAUGGCUUUCAUGGCGCCUCAGCUGAGGCCUUCAUCCGUGGAUUACGCGAGAGAAAGGAGAGCACGGGGAAGCCAGGCAUAUACAUCCACACUUCCGGCGCCAGCAAUAUUGCUGAUUUUCCCAUCUCGAAGCGUUAUCGUGGAACCAGAGUGUUUUCUGACAAAGAAGACAUUCUGAGCUACGAAAAGUCUCGCAACGCUGAAGAACCGUAUGCGAACCGGUCUGUCGACCUCCUAGUUGCUGAGUCUGGAGAGAGACUGGGGGUAGACACAUACUCCGUUUCGCCGCCUCUCGUAUUCGGCAUCGGCGCUGGCUUCUUCAAGGAGCUCUCUGCCGGCCAGCUACCCAUGCUCAUGCACUCCGCCCUUGCAAGUGGUCACGCCCAAUACGUUGGCGAAGGGGCUGGAAGAUGGAGCCAUGUUCAUGUCCAGGACUUGGCGGCAUUGUACGAGGUCAUCCUUGCAAAGGCGCUAAUUGGGGAAAUCUCGCGAGAUCGACGCAUUUUCUUCGCUGAGACCGGACACAGCAGCUUUUUGGACGUGGCUAAGUCCAUCGGCAAGGUUGGACACGAACUCGGAGUUUUGAAAUCGGCCGAGCCAGCGUCUGUCUCGCUUGAACAGAUUGCACGCGAAGUAUUCCAUGGGCAAGUGCAGUGGGCGGAGAUGGUACUCGCCUCCGAGUCUUUGGUCUCUGCGGAUCUCAGCCGAGAGAUUGGGUGGAAGCCGGUCAAGACGGAAAAUGACUGGGAGGCUACGUUCCUGCACGAGUUCAAAUUGGUCAUCCAAGCGACACCCGGAAGGAUAGCAAGCAGCCAGACGGUGUGUUAA
Molecule: messenger RNA, 1074 nt
Organism: Fusarium falciforme
Lineage: Eukaryota; Fungi; Ascomycota; Sordariomycetes; Hypocreales; Nectriaceae
Exons: 3
Coding region: 1-1074 (357 amino acids)
Source: RefSeq, a predicted model, not a curated record